This is a messenger RNA of Ilyonectria robusta, 1962 nucleotides long. RefSeq names its product prion-inhibition and propagation-domain-containing protein. The record is from RefSeq and is a predicted model, not a curated record. Bases 1 to 1962 code for a protein of 653 amino acids. Lineage: Eukaryota; Fungi; Ascomycota; Sordariomycetes; Hypocreales; Nectriaceae. The transcript is spliced from 2 exons.
AUGGAAGGUGUUGGGUUAGGACUUGGUGCUGUAUCAUUGCUCUUUCAAGUGUUUUCAGGAUGCAUCAAAGGAUACCAGCUUCUCUCUGAAGCCAAGGGCCUCAAGGAGGAGCACCAGUUUUUUCGCAUCCGCUUCAAAACAGAGCAGUACCGACUCCUUGACUGGGCCACCAUCGCCCAACUCACUGCAACCGAUGAGGCCCUGGCUAUUAGCACCGCGAGCAAGCCGAUUUUGCUGGAUGUGCUUGACCAACAGCACAGACUGAUGCUCAGGUUUGGCCGGCUGGAUGACCGUCUCCGACCGCUCACGAAUCCUCUCCUCAGCGAAGAACAGCAUUCUGGCGUCUCCGAGGAUCAUCUUUUGGGCGACAUCGAUUCCGUGCAGAGCCGAUUCCCGCACACAAACGCGCUACUCCAAAAAUCCCUCGCCUUUGUUCACAGCACCAGCAAAUACCCGACGAAAUUGAAAUGGGUCAUCUCCGAUAAAGCUAAGAUCGAGGAAAUACUCGCCAGGUUGACGUCAUUAAAUAAUUAUCUCGACCAACUGCUCAACAAUCACCAACUUCAGAGUUUGAGUACACAACAAAUGAGGACCAACUAUCAGAUCAUGCAGCUCAAUGACAAGGUAGAGCAUCUCACUGAGUUUGUCAAGGCCGGUCUUUUCAACCUCCCAGCUGCCGCUCCAAUACAGUUCCAACUGGUUUCAUCAUACCCCCAUCCGGGCGAAGCUGGACCCAGGCGGGAUACUGGCCUCGUCAAUCUUGCCCAAUUCAAAGCUCUCAUGUCUGCCAUCGAAACAGUGUCCCUCACCGAUGACUUCAAAUCAGAAUUGAGUCUAGGCGAGUCGACAAAAAGACAUGAACCAUUGGAAAUUCCAUCAGAGCAGAUCAUGCUUGAGGAAACAACGUCAGUGUCGACAAACCGGGUAUCAGCAUGGUAUAACAACCCUCUCGCAUCUUGUUUCCAAGUCUGGAUAGAAUGGGAGAGCGAGCAACCUGGCUUCCCCCAAAAAGCGAAUGACAUUAAGCACCAUCUCACACUUAGUCGAUUCGAAGCCCUAGUCGAGCUCCUCCGUCAAGAUAGAGCUGUGGCACAAUUCAGAACCAUGCGUUGCUUGGGCUACUACGUCCAGGAGCAGAGCGCAACCAAGCCCCGGUACGGUUUCAUUUUUCAGAACCCGGCUGGCAUUGAUCCAGACCAGACACCCACGUCGUUGAUUGAGUUGAUGGCGGCAAAGGGUAUUCCAAGCCUGAGUGCUCGUGUGAGACUGAUGAGGACUCUGGCGGAGUGUCUUGAGAAGCUACACGCCGUAAACUGGCUGCACAAAGGCCUCCGAGGCCAAAGCGUCGUAUUCUUCCGGGAAUCUUCUGGAAACGUGGAUUUGGCAAAGCCAUAUCUAUCCGGUUUUGACUAUUCCCGCCCUAAGGGCUCGGAAUACAAGCCGGUGAGUUUGCCGGCCGCUGUAGCGGAAGACUUAUAUCGACAUCCAGCAGUGAAGGGGGUGCCGAGGGUGGAUGCGAACGGGGUUGGGUUCAAGAAGCAGCACGACAUUUACGCGCUUGGGGUUCUGUUUCUAGAGAUUGUGUACUGGCAACCAAUUUACGCCAUUCUUGGGUUUGAUAGUGCGCAGGUUGUGUCGCCCGAACAAAUUGCAGGGGUGAGGAUGAGGUUGCUCGAGGGAGGGUAUGAGCCACUGAUUCGGAAGGUCAUGGGUGAUACUGUCACGGAUAUUAUCAUGGCUUGUUUAAAUGGGCCUGCUGCGUUUGGAGUCAUGGAGAAUGCGAAAGGCGGAGAUGCUGAGUCUGUUGCUGCGCUGAAGUUGCAGGAGAGGUUUUUUGAAGUCACUGUGAAGAAGCUGCGAACUUUGGCUCAGGAGGUUUGUGACCAUGCCAAGCCACCACAACAGCGCCCUUGCUACCGCGUGGCCCCAGGUUCAUGCACACUUAUCAAGCCUUCACCAUAG